GCAGGAAUCAAGAAGGGAGACCUGGGCUGAGCUCUUUGCUAGCAGAACUGUGCUGAACCCUGGCCUGGCACCAAAAGGUAAUUUCCCUUCCCAGUGCUGCAGCGGCUGCUCCCUGCGGAAGGGAAACAAUUUGCUCUGUCUACCCCACCCCCAGCCCUUUCCUUUUUUCUUAAGGAAAGAGGGGAAACCCUAAUGAAGAUGGCAUCACUGGCACAAGAGAAAACCAACCUAGGGCUGAAUUGGACCUGAUGGCUUGCUAAUCCGAUGGGCAACCUUAAUGCUGUUUCUCUGAGAACUCGUAGGAGGUGGGAGAAUUCCUGGAAGUCUUCUGAUGGAGUUAAGGAAUGUCUUUGUCUUUUCCCUUGAACGGGCUGUGUGCAGCUCCCGGAAAGCUGGCGUUUGGAAGCCUGGGAGCACCGACCGGUCUGAGAGGAGUUCUGACAGCAGGACAGAUGCGGCUGCAGCUGAUAGACUGGGAAGUGGAACAGACGUCAGCGCUUCACCGUUGAACCCCUGCAAGGAGCUCUGGGUGGCUUUGGGAGACCAGAACUCACCAUUCCUAUAACGUAGGUCUGUAACCAGGGGCUGCUUUGCCCACCAUUCCCUGGCAGAGGAACAUGCUGGUGUUUAUGGCAUGGCCUCGAUGACUGGCCGCCUUGGUGUUGUUGGAUUGCAAGAGACUGUGAAGAAGAGAACCAGAUGUUGGUGUUUGGAAGUGCCCUGCAGGAGAUAUGCACAGUCCCAGCAGCUCUAGUACAACUGACUUGCCGUGAAGCCAGGAGCCAAGGAGACCAAUCCUACUGCAGAUGGAGCUGCCAAGCAAUGCCAGGAGCUGCAAAUGCUGAGCAAGCUGUUUAUGGACCAGGUUAAGCACAUGAGGAUGGGUUUUUCUUGAUCUGGAGAAGUUGAAGGGAAAGACUGCUUGUGUCCUUGGAGCUGAUCUUGCCAUGGCUGCUCAGGUGAGCUGAGACAUGGCCACCGGCAAGAUCCAUCGGUCCAUGGGGUCCUUCAAAACGGCUGAUGGAUUCCAGAGCAAAGUGGUAACCCCUCAUAACCCGAAGCUAGUCCGAGAGGCGGAGGAGUGUGUAACUCUGACUCCCUCUGCCUUCCUGAAGGAGAUGUCUCUCACCACUGAGCAGAGGCUGGCCAGCACUCGGGAGAUGAGGCGGCCCCGGAUUAUCCAGCUUCUAGACAUGAGUGAAAGCUCCCAUCACAAGUUCUCAGCGGUUGACCUGGACCAGAGCUUGUUUCAGCCUUUCCCAUCAGAGGUGGUAUUCCAGAGCUACGUGCCCUGCGAGGUCUACGAAGUGCCGCUGGUUCUGAGGAACAACGACAAGGUUCCUCGGCUGGUGAAGGUCACCUUGGAGAGCUCACCUUAUUUCAAGUUGAUCAGCCCCAAUGCUGCGUGCCGUAAGGUAGCACCUGGCAUGCCUUCAACUUACCGCAUCCUUUUCACCCCCGAGGAGAACAAGGAUUACUUCCACCAGCUCACCUGCAUCACAGAAAGGGAAAAGUUUAUUGUGCCAAUCCGAGCUAUUGGUGCCCGAGCUAUCCUGGACUUCCCUGACCAGCUCAACUUCUCCGUCUGUCCAGUCAAAUACGGCACGCAGAAGACUCUGCUGGUUCGCAACAUCGGUAAUCGGGAGGCCCGCUACUGCAUCAGCACUCAGAGCCCUUUCUCCGUCCAUCCCUCCAUGGGGACGCUUGGGAUCGGUGACACCAUGCAAGUAACAGUGGAGUUCCACCCGCUGAAGACCGGGGAUCAUUCCAGAUCCCUGAUGGUUCACUAUGACACAGGUGAAGAUAUUCACACAGGCCUCUAUGGAGCAGCUGUAGAUGUCAACAUCAGGCUAGACAAGAACUCCUUGACAGUUGAGAAGACUUACCUCACGUUGUCAAACCACAGAUCCGUGGUCAUCCACAAUCGGAGUGAAAUCAUAGCCCACUUCCAGUGGAAGGCUUUUGUUACUCAGGAAGAGGAGGAUCAGCGGAAGCUGAGGCUGUGUCGCAGGCUCCAGAGGCAGCAGGAGGACAAGACAGAUUUUCUCGAGCGCACGGUGGACCCCACUCUCCGAGAACGCCUUUGCCUUCUCUCCCGCUCCUUCCAGAACCAGGUAGCAAGGGUGCAAGGAGACUCCAUGCUUUUCUCUGAUGAGAUCUUCAGCGUUGAGCCGGUGGAGGGAGACGUUUGGCCAAAUUCUUCGGUUGAAAUUAAUGUGAUCUUUAAACCUCGAGAAGCCAGAGUCUAUCAACAAACCGUCUACUGCGACAUCUCAGGCCGAGAGACCAGGCUGCCCCUGCGCAUCAAAGGGGAAGGCAUAGGGCCCCGGCUCCGCUUCAGCUUUGACCAGCUGGACAUCGGGAAGGUUUUUGUUGGAUCAGCGCACAGCUACGAGGCGAUCCUGUUUAACAAAGGAGCCAUCGAUGCUGUCUUCAACUUGGUCCCUCCGGCUACAGCUCUGGGCUCCUGCUUCACCUUUCUCCCCCGGGAGGGCAGGAUUUUGCCGGACGAGCUCCAAGUCAUCCAGAUCUCCUUCAGUUCCACCAUCCUGGGGCAGUUCACGGAAGAGUUCAGGUUCGGUGUGAAUGGAUCUCCUGAGCCUGUGACCUUGACUAUCAGGGGCUGCGUCAUCGGACCGACUUUCCAUUUCAACGUACCUUCCCUCCGCUUCGGUGACGUCUCCUUUGGCUUUCCUCGCACCUUGUCGUGUCGCCUCACUAACACCUCCUUGGUGCCCAUGACUUUCAACCUCCGCGUUCCUGGGGACGGCUCGGGAGAGCCCAGCGUUACCAGCUUUGUUCAGCUGUCGGACAACGCUCGCCCAUCCUGGAGAACGGGAGCUCGAGGUCCCGUCGAGCCGACCGAAUUUACCAUAGUGCCCUGCAGAGGGACCGUCCGUUCCCAGGGAUUCCUGGAUAUCCAGGUCACCCUGUGUUCCAACACCGUGAAGAAAUACGAGCUGGCGCUGGUGGUGGACGUGGAUGGCGUUGGCGAGGAGGUGCUGGCCCUGCUCCUCACGGCCAGAUGCAUAGUUCCACCGCUGCGAGUCCUCAACCCCGUUGUGACGUUUGGACGGUGCUUUCUAAAAUUCCCCUAUCAGCAGAUGCUGACCCUUGUGAACGACAGCGAUCUUCCAGGCUGCUACGAGGUUCUUCCUCAGGAACGGGAGGAGGAUGCUGCUGUGCGGUACUCCAGCCCCGUGCCGCGUGGGAUCAUCCAGCCUCGCAGCUCGGUCAAGGUCCCGUUUACGCUGGAAGCCCAGGCGACGGGAGAGCACGACACUGUUGCUCAUGUCACAAUGUUUGGGAGCGGAGGAUCCCCGCUGAAAAUCCAUUUAGUGAGCGUCGGGGAAGGACCAGUUGUCUACGUGCAUCCCAGUAAGAUAAAUUUUGGCACUAUCCAAGUUCUAGAAGAUGCUUCCCGAGCUCUCCACCUCUCCAAUCAGACUGUCAUCCCUGCGUUCUUCUGGGCAGAGAUGGCUGGCGAACGCUCGCGCUGGAGGAUUGAACCCAGUAAAGGAGUGAUCCCCCCCGAGACCGAGGUGUCCGUGGCUGUCAUAGCGAACUUGGAUGACACCGAAAAAUUCACGGACGAGGUGAAUCUGUUCAUAGAGAACAGCCAUACCUACGUCAUCCCCGUCCGGGCUUUCGGCAUCGGCACCACGAUCGUCACCGACAGACCCUUUGCUCCGGAGCUCAACUUGGGGCCCCACUUCAGCCUGGAUCCCUGUCGUUACCGCUUCAAGAUAACGAACAAAGGGCGACGCACCCAUCAGCUCUACUGGACGACGGAAGGUUUCGCCCCGUUUCGCCAGCGUGAUCGUCUCCCCGCCGUCGGUAACACCAAGGGCAAAGACUCCUCCCAGAGCCCCAAACCUGCCUGUCCCGUGUUUAAGCUUCGACCGCUGAGGAUGGAGCUGAUGCCGGGCAAGACUAUGGAGAUGAUGCUGGAAGGCUCCUCCAGCACUCCCCAGGUGGUGAAGGAGCGGCUGCUGUGCCACGCCAUCGUGGGGAGCAAGGCAGGGAAGGCACAGAUAAUGCGAGUGGAUGUCACGUGUGAGUUCGUUGCUCCUGUCCUGCAAAUGUCCUCCAGAGAAAUCACUUUCCGGGUGGAGAAGCAACCCAGUGAUGUCCUAACGCUUCAGUACAAGCCUCUCUCUUUAAAAAACAUCUCCUCCCUGCCACUCAGCAUCGUCCUGGCCUUAGAGCAACCCUUCAUAAUCUGCGACGUGGACCGGCAGCCCCUGCCUGCAGACGUUCAGCCCAUGAAGCUGGAGACAGGGGAGGAACUUCAUCUCUCCAUCGGAUUUAACCCUGCUUAUGAAGAGGAUUUGAAUAGCUGGGUAGCAGAGAAGGCUCUGAAGAUACAGUUUCUUGAGCACCCUCAUGAGGAGCAGGUCACCGUUCGGGGAGAAGUCUACUUCCCGAAUCUCCAUAUCCAGACCACGGCCUUGGACUUUGGCUGCAUCUUGAAUGACACCGAAGAUGUACGUUACGUCGAGAUGACCAACUGCAGCCCGCUGCUUGUCCAGUACCACUGGUUGUUCCUGACAGACGGCCACGCGAGCCAGAUGAGGUUCAGCCCUCCAGCACCUAAAUUUUUCAUCAAACCUCAACCACCGAAGGAGGAGGGAGCCUGGUCGGAGCGCUCAGCGCCUGCGGAGAGCAGCUCCAGGGAUGGGAGUGCGGAAGAGCCAGCCGAAGCCCUGGAGGCAGCGGGGGAUCCUCUCAAAGAGCCAGCAGAUGCAGAAGACGCCCUGGAAGCAAAGCCACUACCACACGCUACUGCGGAGCUGGAAGGUGCUGCGGAGACUCAGAGCUCCGUGAGGAUCAAGGAGUUGAUGCAGUUCACGGAGGCAGAGCCCCUCGCCUUGGGAGUGCAGGAGGUUUUCGACAUCCUGCCGCUAUAUGGCGCGCUGCGGCCGGGCGAGAGCCAACGGGUGACCUUCACCUUCUUUGGCCACACAAACAUCGUCGCCCACGUCAUGGCGCUGUGCAGGGUGGAGGGAGGCCCCACCUAUGAGAUGGCGCUGAGCGGGGAGGCUUCGCUCAUCAACUACCUCCUGGACGUCACAGAGAUCGACUGCGGGCUGCAGCUAUUUAAUGAAGUCACGGAAUCGGAGGUCACCCUGCAGAACAGCGGGAAGGUGGGAUUCACCUACGUGGUGCUAAGCCCCAGCACGGCUGCUGCGGACAGCCCUCUGCCCGGCGUGCCCCUCGUCGUGCCCAGCACGGGUUACGUUGGACCAGGCAAGGAGCAAGUGCUGAAAGUCUAUUACCUGCCCGGAGUGCCUGGAGUCUUCUGCAAGACUUUCCAGAUCCAAGUGGGUCACCUGGAGCCAGAAGAGAUCUCCCUGAAAGGCGAGGGGAGUUUUCCCAGGAUUUGCUUGGACCUUCCUAGGAAAAUCAAAGGAAAUGAAAAAUAUGAGAAGAUCCUCAAAGAGGCGAAAGAAAAGAUAGAAAAAGACAGCCAGAGAGACGAAGCAGUUGUUGUGGGGGAGGCUGCGGCCGCGGAGCCACCCACGGACGACUCGGGCACCGUGUUCGACACUCGGCUGCAGAUGCAGAUGGAGCAGAUGCUGAUGGAGCAGCACGCCCUGGAGCAGCAGGAAGCUCUCACCUCCGGUUCUCUGGAGGACGCUGCCUUUGACCAGCGUGCUCGUCGGAGGCUUCUCAAAGCUGAGCUGCCCGAGUAUGUCCUGGACUUUGGCUACGUCAUUCUCGGUAACAUCCACACGCACAUCGUGAAGGUCACCAACACCGGGCAGUUCCCUGUGUCCUUCCACACCGAUGGACGGGUCCUGCGUGACACAGGUUUCAGCGUGGAGCUGGACCGCGUGAAGCACCUGCCCUACUGUGAGACAGAGACGUUCGAAGUGCGCUUCGACCCACAGAGCGCCAACCUGCCGUUGGGAGAGGUGGACGUGCUCCUGCCCAUCAAGGUGGUGGAAGGCCCCACGUUUCACAUCCGCCUCCGUGCCGACGUGGCUGUGCCGUCCCUCUGCGUCUCCAGGGACAGACUGGAGUUCUGUGCUGUCCAGUGUGGGCAGUGUCAGGAAGAAACCAUCCAGCUCCACAAUCAGCUCCAGGUCCCCUGUAAAUGGUUCAUCACCUUCAAUGAGCCCGUUAAGAAGGUGGACAAACGUUUGCCAGCGAGCGUGCAUCGGAAGCUGCUCCAGGAGUUGAAGACCAAGCCAUCUGUCUUCGAGGUGCUGCCCUCGGCCGGAGCCCUGACUCCGGGACAGCGAUGCAACGUGCGAGUCAGGUUUUCACCCACGGAAGAGAAGUCCUACAGAAGCGAGCUGAAGAUUAACAUUUGCCAGAGCAACCAGCACCUCCAGCUGCAGGUCUCGGGGCGCGGGCUGGAGCCACAGCUGGAAUUCAGCCCCCCAGUGCUCGAGCUGGGACCGUUGCUGCCAUACAGUCCUGGGGCGGAGGGGACGGUGGUGGUGAAGAACCCAUGCGAGUUCCCCAUCGAGUUUUACUCGCUGGAGUUUGACCAGCAGUACCUUGCUGAGGAGCAGAUCCUGCGGAUGCUGAAGGACUACGAUGGCCACAACACCUUACUGCUGCCGCCACGCGCCCCGGGUGAGAAGCUGCCCCCGGAGCUGCUGGAGUACUAUCAGGACCAGAAAAGGCUGCAGGACGAGCAGGCAAAGUCCAAGCCUGGGGAAGCAGGAGGCCAGGACAACGCAGACUCUGAAGAUGUGCAGUCUCUGUCAGAUCAAGGAGGGAAGCACUCUGCUGCCAUCGUUCGCACCGUCUCGUCCCAUAGCUCGGUCAUUCCCUCCUUCAUUUUUGAUGAAAGCCAGUCCAACAAGGUGGACUCUAAAUCUGAAUGGGGAGAAGAGGAGGAAGGUGUUGAGGAAAGAUGCAGCACAGCAGAGCAUCGGCAGAGCACCGCCAGCAGCAAGGAGGCCGCGGGAGAACUGGACGACAGCCCUGUCUACAGGGCCAUCGCCCGCCACCUUGGCAUCGAUAUCUCCACAGAAGGGUGUGCAGCCCAAAACCGCAGAGGGAUCGUCAUCAUCGUCCACGGGGCACCCCUGACAGGAAAAACAUCGGCAGCAGUUGCCCUGUCCAAAUAUUACGGCGCUGCCUGCUUGUCCAUCGACGCCGUGGUGACAGAAGCCAUCUCGGACAGGAGCAGCUUGGCAGGGUUCCGCGCCGGGGAGCUGUGCAUGAGGGCUGCCAUCGAGCAGAGCCACAAGGAGACAGAGGAGGCCGGUCAGAACGCAGACGUGUCCCUCAGCCUGCAGUUUGGCGCCGAGGCCAAGCGCAGCCCGGACGCGAGCCAGUCCAGCUCUGGGGACAAAGUCAGCCUGCAGUCCGUCAGUUCCCGAGGCUGGGCGAGCGCCGCAGCGGGCAAGAGGAAGGCGGAUGGCCGCGCAUCCCAAUCCCAGAAACAGCUUCUAACGGAUCCGACGGGCUCCCAGGGCUCGUCCAGUUGUCGUCUCAUCUCUCCCCUUCCCUGCGUCCCCGCGCAGCGAUGGCUGAGCGUCGGUGGCAGCACCGCAGGAGAGAUGGGCUUCAUGAGCUGCGUGCUGCCCGAGGACUUGCUGGUGGCCAUCCUCUCUGAAAGGCUGCAGUUGAGUGACUGCUACCAGGGAGUGGUGUUUGAUGGCCUGGAGACCCUCUUUGCAUGCAACGCGGCAUCUGCUCUCCUCUGCCUGCUCAAAGCUGUCAGAAAUCGGCCUUAUAUCUAUUUUGUGAACCUGUUCCAGGAUUACGCUGCAUUGAAAGCCAGGGAGACAGCCGCAAAAGAGCAGGAAGGACGGGAGCGGGAAGAAGCUGCCAAGAGGGAGAAAGCACGCCUCUGGGAGAUGGAUGAGGAAGAGUAUGACGCCCUCACUGAGGAGCAGAAAACUCAGUUUAAUAACAACAUACGCCAAGUCCAGCGAGAGAGGAGGAAGAGGGAGAUGGAGCAGCUGGCUCGAGAGCUUGAGGAAAAGCACCGGCGGGAGCUAGAACGCUUGAAGGAGGAAGAAGAGCUGAAGAAGAAAUCUAAACGGGGGAAGAGAGAGCUUGGAAAAGACAGAGAUAAUGCUUUGCGGAAGAAAAGCCAGCCCGGCGUCAGGCAGAACAUGAACACAUCCACCAGCAACACCAAUGCGUCCACCAGCAACCGGUCGGAUGUCACCGAGGGCAUAGACAAGAAGGGAGCUGUAAAGGAGCACCCAGACCCUGUUGCAGGUGACAAGGAAGAUAAGAAAAAGCGGAUCAAAGUUCCCCUGACGGAUGCUGGACCAGCGGUGGUUGUUGCGACAACGCGACCCUCAGACCCAGACCCAGAACAGGAGGAAACCAAACCCGAGGCGCUGAGUGAUAGCGAGAAGAACUUGGCCCUGAGGUUUAAGAUCUACGAGGCAUCGCAGAAGGAUGUUGCGCAUAUUUUGUCAUCCUGGGACAGGGUUCAGGGUAUCCUGCUGUCCCCUCUGAACCAAGAGGAGGUGCAGCACCCAGCAGAAGACCAGCGCCAGCAUUUAUCCAGCCGCAGGAGCCGGAAGGACAGAGAGAAGGAGCGGCUGGAGAAACUGAAGGCUCUUGAGGACUCCAAGUUAGCUCAGCUGGAAGAGGAAGGUGCAGAAGGAUCAGCCAGAGGCCAGGAUGCUGGGGUGCCCUGCUUGGACAUCCAAGUGCUGAGCUCAGAAGAUGUGACUAGGGAGAUCCUGGAGAGCGGCAAGCUGCCAGCGGCAGAGCAGAUCCUGGAUGACCUGGGCCUGGGUCCCUCAGGGCCUCCCAUUCCCCCCCCCACUUUUUACUCCGUGAUCCGCUACCCGGAGAAGCGGACGGCCCCUGCGGCAGGAGAAGCCCUCAAGCACUUCAUCUUUGUUGUGCCAGAAAGUGCCCCUGUGGAAGAAGAGAAGAAGGACACGGAAAGUCCCAUGGAUGCCCUCGCCGUGCCCGCAGUGAAGACGUUGGAGGAGCAGGUCACCCCCGCCAAGGUCCGGUCGAGGAAGGAGAAAGCCGUGGGCAGCCGGGAGGCUGCGAGGGAGAAGCGGAGCUCCGGCCGGGGCAGGAGGUCCCAGAGGCCGGGCACAGGGGCGCCCACACAUACCCCCGAGGUGGACCAAAGUGGUGUGGACACGGUCCCACCCCCGAGGAGAUCCGUCAGGCUGAGCAGCUGCCGGUGGAUAGUGCCUGCCCGCGGCGAGGUGGAACUGAAGGUCCACUUCAGCUCCGCGGUGCUGGGCCAGUUUGAUCAGACGCUGCAUUUUGAGGUGCUGGGGACAAACCGUCUGUACCAGCUGCACUGCAGGGGCACCUGCCUGUAUCCCACCAUCAGCCAGGACCCGCGGCUGGUGUUUCCUCACCGGAGGAAGAGCAAGGCGGAUGAUGACAUCAUCUUCAAGCAGUAUGUCAUGAACACGGGUGUAUUCCACUUCGGACCGCUGCUGUGUGGGAAGUCAAGAGACUGGUACAAGGCGCCGCACUAUCCCGGCAACUGCGAGAAGAUAACCAUCCUCAACGUCACCCCCUUGGAAGCAGAGGUGCAUUUCUUCUUUGAGCGCGAUCUCAAAGCGGACACGUUCCUUUUGGACCCUCCCAGCAUGAGGCUGAAACCGAAGGAGAAGCAGGAGCUGAGCAUUUGGGCGUACCCCACUUCAGCCGGCCUCGUGGAAGACAACCUCAUCUGCUGCGUUCGGGAGAACCCGGAGCCGGUGGUUUUCCGCCUGUGCUGCCAGGGGGUGCAGGUGGAGCUGGGGGUCAGCCCCAAGCAGGUGCAUUUCGACAAGGUGCUGCUGCACAGAAGGGCAAGCAAGACCCUGGUCCUGCGGAACAGCACCCCGCUGCCCAUGGCCUGGCGGCUCACCGGGCUGGAGAACCUCGGCGAGGACUUCUCCGUGUCGCAAGGCGAGGGCACCGUUGGUCCCCGCGCGGAGUUUGGCGUGCAUCUGUAUUUCAAGGCCACGAAGGCUCUCACCAUUAAGAAGAUGAUCCGGCUGGAGGUUUCAGAUGCAGAAAACGUCCUGGGGAUUGUUCAGAUUGAAAAUAUCCAAGUCUUUGCGGAGGCCUACGACGUUGCUCUGAGCAUCAGCAUUUCUAAAGGUACAGAAGGCAAUGUGGAUUUUGGAAUCCUUAAAGUCCUGGAUGACGCGAAGCAAGUGCUGACUCUGAAGAACAAAGGGAAGUACGAGAUCGCAUACAGUUUCAAGCUGGAAACCGCCGAUACCAACAUACCCGACUUGGCAUCCCACUUCGCUGUCCAGCCGCAGAAGGGCGUGCUGAGCGUCUCCGAGCGCCCUGUGCAGGUCCAGCUGCUCUUCCACCCCACGAUGGAAAUGAACAUUGAGGACAAACCCAUCCUGCUCUGCCGGGUGAUUGAGCCCAGCAUCUCUGGAGGCGAGACCAUCGCCAUCAUCCCGGUGAGGGUGUCGGCAAAAGCUGUGUUCAGCAAGUACAGCAUUUACCCUGCCUCGCUCAUCAGCUUCGGUGCCAUGACACACGGCACCAGGAAAACCUGCGCCUUCAAGCUGGAGAACAAGGGUGUCCUCGACUUUAAAUUCCUCAUCUACAGAGCGGAGCAGGAUGUCUUGCAAAGGAAAAGUGUACGCCAGAGGAAAUCUGCCCAGUCCCAAGAGGGUGAAAACUUCAGGAAAACGACCCCCUCGGUCAAGCAAAACAAGCCCUCGCUGCAAAAGGACACAAACCCCUUGAUGCAGGCUCGCGUCACUCUGGGCAUGUUCACGGUGUACCCUGGCUUUGGCUCCAUCCCUCCUGGGGGCCAGCAGAUGAUCAUGGUGGAUUGCUGUGCAGAGCUGCUGGGGACUUGCAAGGAGUGCCUGUCCAUCGAUAUCAGUGACAGAGACCCCAGGGACAACCCCCUCGGCAUCCCCUAUACUCUGUUCGCCGAGUCCUGCCUCCCAGCAUUUGUGGUUGAUGACAUAGAGUCCAUCUUUGAGGAGCAUCGUAUCUGCAGCAACAUCAACCUCUGCCAGAUCCUACAGACAGUGGAAGACAAGGGCGUGUUCAUCACAGAUGAGAAUAAAUUUAUCUUCACCAAUGUUCUGGUUGGGCAGCGGGCCACAGCUCGCUUCAAGAUCCGCAAUGUGGACAAAGUCCCCUGUGAUGUGGUCCUCUCCAUCAAACCCAUCCCUGGUAAGCCUAACAGCUACGUUAGCGACAUUUUCGAGGUGGAUCCCGUUCGGAUGUGCGUGCCCAGCCGUUCCCACGCCUUUGCUACGGUGACCUUCGCUCCGCAAACGAUGCAGAACUACCAGUGCGCUUUUGAGGCUUCCCUUGAUGUCCAGGCAAGCCCUGCAGCGGUUAAAGCGCAAAGCCUGACCUUCGAUAUCAGCGGAGACGGGAAUCUGCCUCAGGUGACGGUCCUGCGCCCGGUCCUUCACAACAGGAGAGGGAACCCUCUGCUCCUCUUCAAGAAGCUGUUGCUGGGUGAUUCAGAAAGACUGCCUCUGGUCCUGCGUAACGGUGGGACCGUAGCCGCGCAGUUGACGAUAGACCUGUUGGAUGAAGGGGGAGUUUUCUUCUUGAAAGCCAGGCCCACCACACGCUGCAUCUACCAAGCCGUCGGCACGAAGGAGGACUCUCCCGGAGAAGAGAGGAAGCCCCACACCGCUUCCCUGGUCCUGCAUCACGGGGAGUUAGCAGAGUUUGACGUGAUUUUCAAACCCAACCUGGCCCAACGUGCGGAAGGGAAGAUCCACCUGUCAGUGGUGGACAACCCCUUUGAAGAGACCAGCAUUCAGCUGGUGGGUGAAGGCUAUGAGGAUGACUUCACGCUAGAUGACAUCCACGGACUAGUGGCGGACGGCAAGGAGGAGAACACUGAGGGUGAUCUGGAGGAAGACAUAAUUGAGGCUGCCAGAGUGGAUCACAUCCAGUUCGGGGACUGUCACGUCGGGACCCCCUACCCCGUGACCUUCACGAUCACCAACCGCAGCAGGGUGGAGGCGAUGCGGUUUGAGUGGCUGGCAGGCACCCCCUUUCACUUCUCCCCCCAGGUGGGACACCUCCAUGCUGGCUGUGCUAAGGACAUCACGGUGACCUUGAAAUCGGACGUCGUGGCCGCCUUCAAAAUGCACCCUGUGAAGUGUAAGGUGGCGAGGAUCGCCUUCCAGCUCCCGCCGGAGCAGGUUACCGACUGGGACGACCGCCUGCGCACCGUCAAGUGGGUGGAUGCCACGAGGGACCCGGCAGCCACGUGGCCUGUCAAGAAGAAGGUGAUUGAGACAGACCCAGAACCAGCUCACACUGUCCUGGAGAAGAGCAGCCGUGAGGUGGAGCUUCUCCUCAGUGCCGUCGUUGACUACGCCGAGUUCGAGCUGGAUACGGACGUGAUUCAGUUCAAGGAGACCUUGCUCUUCCAGACGAGGACGUUCACUUUCCAGCUGUCCAACAGAGGGAACGUGGCCCUGGAAUACACCUGGAUGGCGGCGGUGGAGCCUGAGGGGGCAGUGGGCCGUGCUGGGGAGCUGCUCCCACCCAACCUGGAUGGGGAUUUCUCCUCCUCCACUUCUGGUUCCUCUGUGAAGCUCCAGUCUAGCCGUUGUUCGAGCCAGCUGGGACAUGCUCUGGAGCAGGUCUCUUCCUCCCUGAGCUCGUCUCUGAACACCGACGGUGCCAGCCCACCGUUCUUUGUCGAGCCCCGCAGCGGCACCGUCCUUGCCGGCCAGGAGCAGCUCUUCCAGAUGAAGUUCUCCCCAGUGUACGUGGGGGACUUUGAGAGCCGUAUGCUCUGCAGGAUUCCUAACCUGAAACCAAAUCAGAAGGGCCCAGAGGUGGUUGUGAAGGGGAGAAGCCUGAUGCCAAACUGCCACUUUGAACUGGAAGACUCUGACUACAUCACCGCAAAAAGGCACGACCCGGAGUUGCAGGGACCAAAGGGGGCAACGCUCAAUCUCAACACGAGAGUGAUUGAGUUUGCGGCAAUCGGAGUGCGCAGCAGGAACAGCAGGACCUUCAUGGUUAUGAACCCAACCGGUUCCGCGUAUUCCUUCCAGUGGACUUGCCGAGACCCUGAAGCCCCACCAGAACAGCUGGCUUUCUCCUGCCUCACAGAGAGAGGUCAGAUCCAGCCAGGGAAGAAAGUAGAGAUCAAGUUUGAAUUCAUCCCCCGGCACCUGGACAUCACAGAAUCAUUCUGGGUGUUUACCAUCCCCGAGCAGAGCGUUUCAAUCCCGUUCCUGUUGGUGGGCAACGCCACCGACCCACUAGUGACCCUGGACAGAUCCCACCUGAACUUCCACUUGCUGUUAAUCGGGCACGAGGUGCACCAGACUAUCUAUAUGAUCAACAGUGAGAAGGAAGCCUUCAGCUUUGCUUUCAGAGAAAGCUCGCUCUUCGCAGAGGGAUGCAACGCCUCCGUGAAAAUAGAGCCCCUGGAAGGCUCCAUCGCUCCUCUUUCAAGGCUUCCCAUUACAGUCUCCUUCACCCCAACGCUAGAAGGAGAGGUGGUCUUCAACCUCAAGUGCAAUGUCAAGAGGAAGACCCAGCCCCUCUCCUUGAAUAUCAAGGCCACCAGCUAUAGCAUGAACGUGUCUGUCGGGUGCGAGGACAGUGACGGCCGUGUCACUGAGCUCAGCGCGCAGGAGAUCAACGUCAUUGAUUUCAAGGAGGUACAGCUAAACGAGAACAUCAAGCGCGUCUUCAGCAUCCGCAAUAACGGCAAGGUCAGCUUCACCUUCUCGUGGGAGCUGAGUGGUGCCGCAGCCCGUAAGCAGGUCCUUACUGUCACCCCUCGGGCGGGCACCGUGCAGGCGGAGGGCAAAGCGGAGACCCAGGUGGCGUUCUGCCCACAGCAGAUGUGCUCUUUAAAGGACGUGGAGCUGACGCUGCAGAUCAGCAAGGGUCCCACGUUUACCUGCAUGUUUCUUGCCACCGUGGUAGUGCCCGCUGUCCGCUUCUCCACCACCAGGCUCAACUUUGGAGCCUGCUUCAUCUACCGCGCUGGGAUGCCACCCGCCCAGCAGACCCUCCUCAUCACGAACAAGGCAGACAAGGAUGUGAGUUUGAACUGCUUGUUCACCAGCACCGCGCACCUGAAGGUGGACUUCCCAGGGCGCGUCCUACACCCGGGAGAGACAGCGGAGGUGCCCAUCGCUUUUUAUCCCAGAGAGGUUGCGUCUUAUCAUGAGCUCAUCCCUUUUGAAAUCAACGGUCUUUGCCAGAAGACUGUUGAGGUCCGAGGAAGGGGCACGGAAAUGAAGGUUGACGUUGUGGAACCACAAGGAAAGGUGGUGAAGCUGGGAGCCCUCUCCAUCGGACAGACGGUGAAGAAGACUGUCACCAUAGCAAACAGGAGCGCUGCCCCUCUCGCUUUUAAGCUCAGUCUCAUGUCCAUCACGCCAGAGCUGCAGGAAGCUGGGGUUCUCUCCUUGAACCCCACCGAUGAGCUAAGCCUGAAGCCCAAAGGAGACACCUGUAAAGUGGAGGUGACCUUCUCCCCAAAGUGCCGCAUCCAGCCGUUCACCGAGGAAGUGAUGAUGGAGUGCAACGGCCUGGUGCGCUCCCUCUUCAUGGUGCGGGGCUCCUGCCAGGGCAUCUGCGUGAGCUUGGACCAGGAACACCUCAGCUUUGGAGCGGUGAUGCAGCAGAGCUACACAUCCCAGCGCAUCAUCAUGCAGAACACGGGCGACAUGGGAGUCAAGUUUAAGUGGGACGUCGAGAGCUUCAAGCCAGAUUUCUCCAUCAGCCCCCCGAAGGGUUACAUCUCCCCAGGAAUGGACGUCCCCUUUGUGGUGACCUUCCACCCCUCUAAGCUGAGCCACGCUAUCCAGUACGAGGGCGUGCAGUGCUUCAUCCAGGGCAGUCAGCCGCUCCGGCUGACGCUGGCAGGGUGCUGCAUGGAGACCCCUGUGAUCAAAGAGACGCUGACUUUCGCGUGCGACGUGCGCGAGAAGCACAGCCAGACCAUCCUCCUCUCCAACCCGAGCAACGAGGCCUGGACCGUGCAACCUGUCAUUGAGGGGGAACACUGGAAGGGACCUGAAUUUUUCCAUCUAGAGGCCAAUCAACAAAACAAGCCCUACAAGAUCACUUACAAACCCCUAACCAUGAGCUCGGAGGACAAGAAGCACCAGGGCUCCAUCUUCUUCCCACUGCCGGAUGGCACAGGCUUGUACUACCUCCUGCAAGGGACUGCUGAGGCCCCAAAGUGUUCAGGGACCAUUUUCCGGCAGGUACCAUGUAGGACUUCCUACACUGAGCUCCUCCCCGUCUCCAACUGGCUGAACAGACCACAGAGGUUCCUCGUGGUAGUGGACGUACUCAAACCAGAAAACCUGGAAAGCAGUUCUGUGCUGCAGGGGCUGGAAUACAUCGAUGUGCCAGGCUCUGCCAAGAAGGACUACAAGCUCACGUUCCUCUCCUACAAGGAAGGAGUCUUUAACAUAAUGGUGACAUUCCUCAAUGAGGUGACCGAGGAGUACUUGUUCUACAUGGUGACUUUCAAAGCCACCGCAUCGGGACCCAUCAGCGCUGUUGAAAUAACCGCCGCUGUUCGGCAGAGAGUGUCUUCUGCCGUCAAGGUGGACAACCCUCUGCCCGUCCCGGUGACCUUUGCCAUAGAUUGCAAAGCGCCCGAUGUCAGCAUUCCCUCGCAUUUCACCGUUCCUGCACAGUCGGAGGCCGACCUUGUUUUUGAGUACCAGCCCCUGAAAACGGGUGAGAGCACCGGGCGCCUGGUGCUCCAGAGCAGUGACUUGGGCUCUUUCUACUACAACCUGCACCUGAAAGCCACCGUGGGGAAGCCGGAGAAGCCCCUCUACUUCUGCACCACGCUGGGCUCUAGUCAGACCAUCACCACCAAAAUCAUGAAUUAUGCCCGGCAGAAGACAGACUACCUGCUCCAGACCAACUGCGCCGACUUCCAGACAGAGAAAACCAUCAGCGUGCCCCCCGCCAGCCCGGGCGGCUCGGAGCUGAGCGUGGAGGUGACCUACGAGCCCUGCCAGCUGGGCGAAGCCAGGGCCACGCUGCAGCUCUCCUCCGCGCUCGGCGGGGAGUACAGCAUCCCGCUCUUCGGCCUGGCCCUCCCGCCCAAGCCCCAGGGCCCCUUCCCCAUCAAGGCCGGCGGUACCACCUCCAUCCCCUUCAAAAACAUCUUCCUCCAGCCCACGGCCUUCCAGUACACGGUGGAGCACCCGGCCUUCGCCGUCAGGGCCCCGGAGAGCUUACGCUCCAAGAAAACCACCUUCAUCUCCGUCUCCUUUGAGGGCAGCCCGGCCCCCGUCGCCACCAGGAUGGUGGUCUCCUGCCCCCGGACUGCGGGUGUCUCCUGGGUGUACUACCUCCGGGGUCUCCCCGCUCAUAAGUGACCCUGGGCGAGGCCCGUUGAGUGUUGGUUAAUUAACUGUAAUUAAAGGUGCGUGU
Molecule: messenger RNA, 16332 nt
Organism: Grus americana (Whooping crane)
Lineage: Eukaryota; Metazoa; Chordata; Aves; Gruiformes; Gruidae
Gene: HYDIN
Product: HYDIN axonemal central pair apparatus protein
Exons: 90
Coding region: 972-16277 (5101 amino acids)
Biological process (GO): axonemal central apparatus assembly; cilium movement
Cellular component (GO): axoneme
Source: RefSeq, a predicted model, not a curated record